Molecule: messenger RNA, 1545 nt
Organism: Ectocarpus siliculosus
Lineage: Eukaryota; Phaeophyceae; Ectocarpales; Ectocarpaceae
Source: the annotation of a GenBank genome assembly
AUGUCGUUCACCGAGAUGAUGCAGCAGGCGAUCAGCAUAAGAACGAGCACGGACGCGAACCUACGAGUGGAUUUCGACGCCAGGCCAAAGUUCCAGCAGGCUUCCAUGUUCGCUACCAAGAAGGUGCUAGCAGCCCGCGACCUUCCUUUGGAGGAGAGAGUAGGGGAAUGCACGUCGUUGAAGCUCGAGGGGAACGAGGAGAUGAGGAACGGUUGUCCCGACAAGGCGUGUCAGCUUUACGAGCAGGCACUGGCGAUGUUCUGGUACCUGAAAAACCACAACAUCAACUGGAAAACGAGCGAGAUUAAGGACGAGGACAUCGAGGAAGUAAACUUUUGGUUAGGGCGUGGAUCGGAUAAAUCCACUGAGGAGAUUAGGGAUCUCAACGUGGCACUGCUGCUCAACAUAGCUCGGGCGUACUCCGCCCAGAACGACUACACAACCUCCGCGAGGGCUUGCAGCGCCGCGCUCACCCUAAACCCUUGCAGCGCCAAGGCCCUGUACCUGAGAGGGAAGGCUCUCGUAGCGCCUGCUUCGGCGGGGGCGUUCGAAACAGACGCGGCGAUCCGCGACGUUUCUCGAGCAGCCAAACUAGCCCCGAGCGACAGUCUUAUCAAGGCGUUUAUGGCUAAGUUGAAGACAGAAAAGGCGAAGCAGAAGGAAACAGACCGCGCGACGUUCGCCGGCAUGUUCGGCCGAGGAAACAUCUGCGACCCAGGAGGGGAGGCAGAGGCCAGUCGUCUGCACGCGCCAACGCACGGGAACGUGUCCGCGGGAAGCGACGCCCUACGCGGCAAACCGGACAGAGCGGCAGGCAAGCACGAUCUGUCCAUGGAGCACGGCCAAGCUGACGCUGGAAACGCGACUAGGAGCGCCGGAGGGGGCGACCCGCUGGAGACCCGCAGACACGUCGAGGAGAGAGUGGAGUACUUGAAGGACAUGGCCCGGAAGUGCGAUGAAGAGGGUUUGGAAGAGGAGGCCGAACAGUACCGCGAGCGCUUUGCCGCCAUCGAGGAGUUGCUGUCCGAGCACGACAGGCAGCAGCAGGAGCGUGCUGCGGGGCACGAAAGGGCCCACGUCGAGAUGGACUGGAGAAAUCCUUCCGAGGCAAUGCUCAAGAGAGCCAGGGAGGAAGAAUACGACCUCUCCAACCCCGCCGUGGUCAGCUUUCUGGUCAAGAUGCAAGAGAUGCACCGGAGGAAGCUUACAACCCAACAAGGCCCAGAAGAUGACGACGACCAGGACAACUGGAGUUCAAAUGUCUGGGAAGGCGCCAUCCUCUGUAUGUCCCGAGCGGAAGUGACGUCCUUCUUGACGAAGGAGCUGGGCGUUGACGCGAGGCCUGCUGACACACCACUGGAGACACUGAGGCUCCUGGCCGCCAGCCGGGUGCUGGGUCGUCCUUCUCUCGGCGAGGGGGCUUCCUCGCCCGGCAGGCAGAAACCGGCGGCGAACGAGAAAGGAUCGAAACGAACGGUAUGGCCGUGGCAGAGAGGGAAGGCAAAGGCGUACUCGGUAGUUGGGUACUCGCCUGAGGAAAGAUAA